CACCUGUCAAACCGUUCCUCCAACCACAAAUCAACCUCACUACGCUCCAAGAUGGCGGCUUCCAUUACUGUAUUUUUUCCGCUUCGUUAAUAUAAUGCAAUAAGAAUAUUAUCACCUCAGAUACAAGUAUACCAUUAAGGGGCAAAUCAUAGUAGACGCCUCUUUUUGUUUCAAUUCAGUGUUGUCUAAUGGUUACUUUUAGCUGGAGGUCGGGCGCGGUGGAAGAGUGAGUGGAAUCCGGACACUACUUCGAGUAUGGCCACCGAUAAUAAAAUUCAGUUUUGGAGGAGAAACGCUAAGGUUCCGGGAAGUCUGCAGCCAGUGUAUGGAGCGCAGCAUCCCCCCCUCGACCCGCGGAUAUCACUUUCCUUUGCGAAAGAAGCUCCCAAGCCAAACGCUCUCUCUAUAAAGUCCAAGAAGGUGUCCAGCUUCCACGAGUUUGCCCGCAGCACCAACGACGCGUGGGACAUCGGGGACGAUGAGGACGAAGAGUUCCUGGCACCCGGCCGCCACACGGCCGUUCCCCCUCCAGCGCCCACGUCGGCACCGGCGCCCCCCAGCAGCCUCGGUGUGACGGAAGCACUGGAUAUGGACGAACAGGCGGAGUUCAAAGAGGAAGAUGGGCGGGACAAAGGGAAGAUGGGCAGCAGACAGACCAAUGGGAGAGUGGUGAAGUCGAACAGUGAGGUCCAGCUCAGCACUGCAACAGUUCGCUCUCCCUUACAGAAGCAGCAGUCCCUCCCACUCCGUCCCAUCAUCCCUCUGGUGGCCCGCAUUUCAGACCAGAAUGCCUCCGGAGCCCCGCCCAUGACCAUCCGGGAGAAGAGCCGACUGGAUAAGUUCCGUCAGCUGCUGGCCAGUCCCAACACAGACCUGGAGGAGCUCCGGAGGCUCAGCUGGUCCGGGAUCCCACGGGAGGUGCGGCCCGUCACCUGGAGACUCUUAUCGGGUUACCUUCCAGCCAACAUGGAGCGCAGGGAGCUGGUGCUGAAGCGGAAGAGGGAGGAGUAUUUUGGCUUCAUCGAGCAGUAUUACCACUCCAGGACGGAUGAGCACCACAGGGACACCUACAGGCAGAUCCACAUCGACAUCCCCCGGACAAACCCUCUCAUCCCGCUCUUCCAGCAGCCGCUGGUGCAAGAGGUGUUUGAGAGAAUCUUGUUUAUCUGGGCAAUUCGCCACCCCGCCAGUGGCUAUGUACAAGGCAUCAACGAUCUGGUCACCCCAUUCUUUGUGGUCUUCCUUUCUGAGUUUGUGGAGGAAGACGUGGAAAACUUUGAAGUUUCAGCGCUGCCUCUGGACACGCAGAGGAACAUUGAGGCGGACAGCUUCUGGUGUCUGAGCAAGCUUCUGGAUGGCAUCCAGGAUAACUACACUUUUGCUCAGCCCGGGAUCCAGAUCAAGGUGAAGGCCCUGGAGGAGCUGGUCAGCAGGAUCGAUGAGGACGUGCACAGCCACUUCCGGCGGUAUGAAGUAGAGUACCUGCAGUUUGCCUUUCGGUGGAUGAAUAACCUCCUAAUGCGAGAACUUCCCCUCCGCUGCACCAUCCGCCUCUGGGAUACUUACCAGGCUGAAGCUGAGGGAUUCUCUCACUUUCACCUCUACGUCUGCGCUGCCUUUCUGAUCGAAUGGAGGAAGGAGAUCUUGUCCAUGGUGGACUUUCAGAGCUUGCUCAUGCUGCUCCAGAACCUACCCACAAUUCACUGGGGCAACGAAGAAGUGGGACUGCUGCUCGCUGAAGCCUACAGGCUGAAGUACAUGUUCGCAGAUGCGCCCAACCACUACCGAAGAUAAUUCCAUCCACGAAUGGAGUGUGUAUACCUCGAUAGUGAUGCAGGUGUGCUUUGGAACGUACUGGAUGAGGAACCCAAGUCCUCCUGCUUUGACAUAAGACAUUUACAGAUAUAGACUGCUAUACACGCACAGAAAAUGCACAUGUAGCCCCAUGGCUACAGGAGCAGGGUGCCAAUCCCUUGAUUGCCCCUUAUUUGGGCAUUCCCUCUCCAGACUGUGAUGGGUUAGAACUGUCUAUCUACCUACUUGUCUGUUACAGUUUCUGAUAAAGAACUCAAAGAGGGGCUGGACAUUCCCAGGCUGCCAGUUCCAGGAAGCACUGCAGGACCGAACACUCUGAUUGCCAGGGACUGUAAAAAAAAAAAUAAAAAUUCAUCAGGUCUCUCUCUUCCUGUAUGAUACCUGCCUAGAGGCGUAAAGCAUAAGACUCUGUGAUGUUGUCCCUCAAGGGUACGGAAUGUACCCGAUGUACUCUGGUUCUAUCAUUUUGAAGCUGCUGGUCCAGAACUUAGUGCAGCUUCUGCUUGGUCCGGUACCCUCCAUCUCUCCUGCCUCUCCACAGCAGACGUGACUCUGCUCCCGGCACCAUUCGCUUCCCCUGACCUCCGACCUGUCGUCCCUUUCUGCAUUCUUUGCGUCUGUUACAGUUUAGCGUUUGCAUGGACUGCAGCUCUUGCAGUCUGUCUGCACAGUGCGCCUGCUCUGCGCCGCAGAGCUGUACUGGGAUCGAUGCACGCGGCUCUGGACCUGAGGUGUCGCCCAGGCUGUGGGGCGUCCUAGAACCCUGCUGUAUGGGACAGAAGGCCGUGCACAGCUGUAAGGCUGUGCUGCUGCUGCGCAGUGGGAGGGCAAUCAUGUGUGUGCUUUGCCCCCAGUCUCCUCCACUGUAUUCAGCCUGUGAACACGAGGACCAGCCACACUUGCUGCAAAAUUGGUGGCAUUGUGUAACCAAUGCAAACACAGAUCAGUGCAAAGGAACACUGCGGGUGUGCUUGGUUCUCACUCUGGGAUCUUUUUGUUAUUUUAGUCUGUAUUGGAUAACAUAACAAAAUAUAGAGGUAUUGUAAAUACAUAUAGAUAAUCUUAUUCUAUUUGAAUCAGCUGCAGAAGUGAGUCACUGGAGGGGAAAUAUUCUAUGGAAAUGGGGAAAAAUAGAGAAAAGUUUAACUGUGCAUUAGCUGCCAUUGAAUGGGGGUGAUUUUUAAAACUGGGCAGGGAUUAGUGUAUUAAAUUUAGAGUUAUGAUCUUUCCAGACAUGCAGCUGUCAGUGAAAUAGCACACUGGGCCCCGACUUGCCGCUUGUGUCCGGCUUAGCUGGAGCUGAAGCAGGUCGGCCAGCCUGUGGUGAGACCCGACAGCCAGACCACAGCCCAAGCCUGCCUUCUGUCAUGCAGACAGUCUUCACUCUUUGUUUGCCUUAACCCCCACCCCCCCCAAAGCAACAUUUGAAACACCCCUGCAGUGCUGCCCCCAGAGGCUCCUUAUAGACAGAUAUGGCCGUAGAGAUUUCUUGGGAGAGUUUAGCAAAAGAUUAAUUGUUUGUUUGUUUUUUGUACCUUGUGUAUUAAUUUGACAAUCUGAAAGUUCCUGAUCAUGUGGAAAGCCUUGGAUAGAAAGCAUCUAAGAAUUCAUCUCCCUGAAGAAAAUCAGUAGACCUUUCCUGUUGUGCUUUUAUCAAAGGUUUAAAGUUUAAUUGUUACAUACACAGUGCAGUGUGCAGUGAGAUGCACAGGUGCCUGCCACUGGACUGUGAAAUAGGACAUACCAGUUUGAUUCCAGCCGUAUAUUAACAAACAUUAAUCAUUUAUGCUGUGCUACAUAAGAUGUACUGUGUUCCGCUAGACAUUUUCCCCUUACAGGAGUAGCAUAGCUGAUUUGCACUAAUUGUUUAUUUGAAAUGCAGACAAUUCGAAUAAUUUGGUGUCACAGGAAUUUGACUUUGACUGCCUUUGGACUUGGUGACAUUGGACCAAAGCCUGAAGGUGAUAUCGGGGAUCAGAAACAACCUCUUAUCCCAUCUCAGCAGUGUAUUAGUGAUUUUAAUAAAGUAUUUGGAACAUUUUCACACAAUGAAGGAUUUUCUUGACUGCACAGGGGCACAAACUUGUUUCAUAUAUUGUUUUAGAGUAAUGAGUGAUGAAAGAAAACAAACAAAAACAGGGGGAAUGGAGUGCCCUGCUGAUUGCGUGGGACUUCAUUUCUGCGGUACCAUAAGAGUGCCUUUAAUCAUAACUCGCAGCUGUGGUGUGCUUAAAUUCCUUGGGGGGAAUCUCAUGCUGUUGCACAUUUCCCUGGUGCAGAAUGGGCUGCCAGUGGAAAUGCCUUGGAACAGAAUAUGACUUUCUGCGAGGCCGGCUUCUUGGAUAAAUGAGAUCACACGCGGAUGCUACUGCAAUUACUUCAUCGGCCCCUGCAGUAGAAAGACCCAUGCAUGGGUGAAGAUGGUUUUGAAGCAUAUCAAGGUUAUGAGUCUGUUAGUAUUUUUUGGUGGGUGGAAUCAUUUAUUACAAAGAAAUCAUUAAUGCGACAUAAGGAUACUGGGAAUGUCAUGAGAGGGUAACUGAAAUUAGCUGGAGAGUUUUCUUUUUGAAGGCAUGCUCACGCAGGCUUGGACGUUUCGUGGGAUCUGCAGCACGGCACUCCAGGCCAUAAUAACUGGCUCCUUGGGUGGAUCAUGACUGUUGCGGAUGUAGAUACGUCCUCCUACAUGCCGUCUGAUGUGAGACUGCAGCGGCUGCUUAUCUUGAAAGCAGAGAACGAGUUCCAGUCAGGCCGCCUAUGGGAGAACCUCCUGCCCUCCUCCUGUGCUGCCCCCCUCUUACCUGCAGAGGGCGCUCAUUGGAGAAAAACUCCCCGCUACUUGCUAUUUCUGGGCUGUCAAAUGUUUGUCAUAAUUGUUUUAUAUAUUUAUUAAGAAUUUACACAGAAUUAGCUUGCAUUCACAACGUCCUGCAUUCACAAAUUCAAUCAUUUGAAUACCUGUAAUUUUUACUUAUACCUGAGAGUUAAUCAAAAUUUUUCAUUGACGCUGUACUUCAGAACAUUUUUGUGUUGAAUGGUUAUAAAAAGGUAUUUAAGAGAUUUAGUUUGUUUGCCAUUUGACCCCCCCCCUCCCCCACCCCCGCCUUCACCUUUCCUGCUCAUAGCACAGCCCCCUCGAACAUGAAGCUUUUCUGUGGUUUCCAAAGCAGCGCUGCAUUGUCUGAAUACGUUCCCUUCUUCCUACAGCAAUAAUUUUCUUUGGCUGUUGUGAAUUACACUCUUCUGUCAACUAAUCGAUAAUUUUUAUUUUAUUCUCCUACGUCCAAACUGCAGCGCAGCACUAGGAGUGCCCUGCAAAUAUAUAUCUGAGUUUUAUUUCCACUUCAGCAGUGGGAGAGGAUUUUUCUGGAAGCUUGCCGUCAAAUUUCUCCAGGCUGUGUUUACUGGUGUGGUCUUAUUUUUAACCUACGGGAGGAGUGAGCUGUCAGAGCAUCACCAUUUCAGUUUUUUAGGUAAUUCUCAAGGAAGUGUAAGAACAUGGCAGUGAUUGGAUUUGGGUUCUGUUUGUCUGUGUGGCACAAUAUUGUUUGCAAUAACAGCGAUCCAGCUCUCUACAUGCCUGAGGUCAGCAGACAGUCCUUUGUAUCAUGUUUUCUUUCUAGUUAAAAUGCAAUAUCGAGAAAUCACAGAAGUAUCCUUAAUAUUGGUUAUGUAACUUGGACCCAGACGUUAUUAUAAUAUAAAUGUACUUAUAACAUAUUGAAGGCAGUAGUAAUCGACUGGCCUAUAUUAAAGCUUGAAGUUGGUUUGGAAGAAGUGGUUCUAGACUACUUCACUGUGACAUUCAGUAGUGAUUUUGAGAUAAAGAGCUAGGAAGGAUGUCAAUCCAAACCAGUCUGUUCCCAUGCAGAACAGAGACAUUUAAGACUGCCAGUCGGCAUUGCCUGAUUUUCAGUCUAAGUGCGGGGCAAAGUAGACGGAGAUUUGUAUCAGGGAGGAGGUAGCAGAGGAUUAAGACAGAAAUUAAGGGUUUAAAUUUCAGAAAGUACUUACUGCGUCUUCGGAAUCACUCUCAUAGGAUUUACUGCUAACGAAAGAGAUACGAUGCAGGUCAUUCUAAUCAGCAGCAACAACAAUAAUAAUUCAUAACAGCAAACAAAGGAGCACACUUUAGCUUUGCUGCGCAAGCAUGAGUCUUUAGUCUACAUAAUAGGUUGGAAAUAAAUUAGCUUAAUUUUAAACAAAACAUGAUUGUGAAGGCCAAUCUAUAAAACUAGAAGAAGAAGAUACAGAAAUAUAUGAGAAUUAUGUGCCCUGUUGGUACAAACAUGCAAGAAUCUGUCAAACUGGUGAAAACCCCCUCAUUCAGACUGCCUGCACCUGAGAGCCGCCCCGGGUGCAGAUCUUCUACUGUACCGGUGCUGCUCACCAUCGUCUGCUUCCUGAUUCUCCCAGCCCACGACACCCUGGCUGAGCCGCUGAAACCGAGACGUCAGCAUGCUGAACAAAUACACAGCCGAAUGACUUUGGUCUUUUAGUACUGCCAUUGACAAACCAUGACGUUAAAUAUUUGCCUUCGACGUAAAACAAAGAUGGUGUUUAAUGCCACGUUAUUGCUUUGGAUUCGUCUGUGUUUGGCUGCACCGUAGCAUUUCAUAUAUCCUGGAUUUUUGUUUGGUGUAGCUGUUAAUUUAGCCUCUUGAAGGACCGUGUUCAUCAAAAAUCAGGCAUCUGCAGGUCCUGCGUCCAUUUACCCGCACUGUCCCAUGAACUCAAAGCACCUCUGGUGUUACCAGUUUUAUUUUAUGUCACCCCCCCCCCCCCCCAUUUGAAAUAUGCCAAAACAGUCAUCACUUUUUGUUUGUCCACUUAAUGCUUCUGUGAUCAAUGCUGUUUUUUGAGCCUUAAUGAAAGAAGAGUGACUGGCUGUAUAUUUGCCUUUUGUUUAUAUUAAACUAUCUUCUCAUAA
This is a messenger RNA of Brienomyrus brachyistius, 6745 nucleotides long. RefSeq names its product TBC1 domain family, member 22B (gene tbc1d22b). The record is from RefSeq and is a predicted model, not a curated record. Gene Ontology annotation, molecular function: GTPase activator activity. NCBI's taxonomy places the organism in Eukaryota, Metazoa, Chordata, Actinopteri, Osteoglossiformes, Mormyridae. The coding region runs from base 256 to 1794 and encodes 512 amino acids. The transcript is spliced from 13 exons. Gene Ontology annotation, biological process: activation of GTPase activity.